GUCCACAGGGAUGCAGAGCUCCACCUGCAGCCCAUGGAGGAGACCCCUACUGGAGCAGGGGGAUGCCUCAGAAGAGGCUGUGAAUAGGCUCUGAACCUGUGGGAGGCCCAUGGUGGAAGAGGCUCCUGGAGGAGACCUUCAGACCUGUGGAGAGAGGAGCCCAUGCUGGAGCAGGUUUCCUGGUAGGACCUGUGACCCUGUGGGAGGCUCACACUGGAGCAGGCUGUGCCUCUGAAGCACUGAACUCUGUUAGAGUGACCUGCCUUUGCUGUAGAAAUUUGUGGAGAACUGUUACCCUGGGGUGCACUCUCUCAUGGAGAUCUCUAUCCCCUCUCUGUGGCAGGGGAAGGACUCCUCUCCUUGAGCAGCACCAGAAACAACAUGUGAUGUUGUUCCACAACUGACCACAAUCCCUAUUCCCAUCUCCCUUCACUGCUGGGGGGGAAGAUCUAGAGCUGGAGAGGUGGGGGAAAAGUCUUACUGUACUUGUUAUUUUCCUGCUCUGAGUUUUUAAAUCAUAAAUCCAAUUAAUAUCUCUAAUUUGAAUCUGUUUUGCCUGUGACAUUGCUUGGGGAGUGAUCUCCAGCUUCUUAUCUCAAUGUAUGAAUCCUUAAUUAUAUUUUGUCUCCCUCAUUCAUUUGCAGAGGGGGGGUGAUAGAGAGGCUUUGGUGGGAGCCUGGCAUCCACCCAGGGUCAACCCACUACAAACUUAUAGAAUUUUUUUUUCCUUGUAAAUGCUGAUGUUGCAAUAGAUACUUGUGGUGUAAAAGUAUGGGUGGCUUUAAAAGCCACCUUUGUUUGAGAUUUUCUUGCCUUGUGUGAUAUGUGUAGCUCAGCCAAGGAAUGGGGUGUUAGGUUGCUCCUGUGCUGAGUGUUCAUCCAAAAUAGUGAGCUUUAUUUGCAUAGACCUUUCUGGUGUCUGGCUUGUGGGAGGACUUUUGCUUUCUUGUGUAUGAAAAUGCCUGAAGAAAAAUGUCGAGCUGGAAAACGUAACUUGGGUUCAAAGUAAAAGUCUUUGUUUGGAAAGCUCUCUGAAAGACUGGGUGCAUAAUGCUCAGCUGAAAGAAGGGGGGAUGUAGGUCAGGAAUCCUGUGUUUACCAGUCCUGAUAGACUUCACCAAAUCAAAAUUGCUAAUCUAAGAUAAUGAUUUUCUACAAGAUUUGGCAGGAAAAUUGUUAUUGCAUAUUCCUCAUUAGUAAGUCUGACCUGCAGUGCUGAGUUCUGUUGUUGAGGUUGCAGUCCAUGAAGUAGAAUGAGAGCAAACAUCCAUCCAUUAAUUUCAGGCAGUAACAAUACUUGGCCAGAACUUGGGCUGUUUCCCUUGCAGCUCUUCAGAUUCCCAUCACGAUGAUUCAGAUGCCUGAUAGUGAGAUGUAAUGUGACAUUUGUGCUUAUAGCCUUUGCCCAGUUGAACUAGCAUAUACCAUAAGCAGAUGGCUUUCAUUCUGUUCUCUCCACAGUAAGGAUAAGAGGGAGGAGAAGAAAAAAGGAAGGGGAAAGCUUUCUCUUUGCUGCUUUCAGCUCAUUUUCUCCAUCCCUUCCUCAAAGCGCACAUGGUUGUAUGUUGUAUUUUAAGUCCUGGAAAAAUUUGACAUUUUUGCUUAAGAUAAAAUACAAAUGCGUAACAAACUUAUUGUUUAAAGCAGAAACCACCAUGCCAUUCAGAGUAAAGGCUCAGUCUUGUUUUCUGCUGUGGUACAAUGAAAAGGGAAAAGGGCUGUGCUUUAUAUAGACUGGGAAUAAUCUGAACAAUCCCAUGGUGCUUCCUACUGUACUCCACCUACCUUGCAUCAUAACUUCCUUUCUCAGAUUUAUGGCCCAAAGCCAGUGCAAAAUAAACGGAAUAGUGUGUGCGGAGAUGGCAAGAGCUGAACUCCGUGCGUUUGGGUGUGGCUGGAGGCAAGGAUUAAACUUUACUCUGCAUUUCUCUUGAACCCUUUUUGAACAGCUGAAUAUGAAAAGGAUCAGGGAUAGCAGUCGUCCCAUGUGCCUGUGUUCUAAUGUUUCUGACCGUGUACCUCAGUAACAACGAGCAGCACUUCACAGAGGUGCCAGUCACCCCCGAGACAACCUGCAGAGAUGUGGUGGAGCUGUGCAAGGAGCCUGGGGAGAGCGAGUGCCACCUGGCUGAGGUGUGGUGUGGCUCAGAGCGCGCCAUAGCCGAUAACGAGCGGAUGCUGGAUGUUCUGCAGAGGUUUGGAAUGCAGAGGAGCGAGGUGCGUUUCUUUCUCCGCCACGAACGCUCUCCCUGCCGGGAAGCUGGGCCUGGACAAAGGUCUCAAGAUCCAGCCUUCAAAAGAAAUGGUGUGAAGGUGCCUGGUGAUCGAAGAAUAGAAAAUGGGGUAAGUGCACCAAGGAUGGAUAUGACACUGGCUGAACUUCAGGAAAUGGCAUCACGCCAACAGCAACAAAUUGAGGCUCAACAACAAAUGCUGGCUAACAAGGAGCAGCGCCUGAAAUUCCUGAAGCAGCAAGAUCAGCGACAGCAACAGCAAGCUGCUGAACAGGAAAAACUGAAGAGAUUAAAGGAAAUUGCUGAGAAUCAAGAAGCCAAACUUAAGAAAGUGAGAGCAUUGAAAGGUCAUGUGGAGCAAAAAAGACUCAGCAAUGGGAAAUUAGUGGAGGAGAUUGAACAGAUGAACAGCCUGUUCCAGCAAAAGCAGCGCGAGCUGGUGCUGGCCGUGUCCAAAGUGGAGGAGCUCACCAGGCAACUGGAGAUGCUGAAGAACGGCAGGAUUGAUGGUUACCACGACAACCAGUCGGCUGUAGCUGAGCUCGACCGCCUCUACAAGGAGCUGCAGUUGAGGAACAAACUGAACCAGGAGCAGAAUGCCAAGCUGCAGCAACAGAGGGAGUGUUUGAACAAGCGCAACUUGGAGGUGGCAGUCAUGGAUAAGCGUGUUAAUGAGCUGCGCGAGCGGCUGUGGAAGAAAAAGGCAGCUCUGCAGCAGAAAGAGAAUGUACCAGUUUCUUCAGAUGGGAAUUUACCACAGCCAGUGGCUUCUGCUCCAAGCCGAGUGGCAGCAGUAGGUCCUUAUAUCCAGUCCUCUACUAUGCCACGUAUUGCUUCCAGACCUGAGCUUUUGGUGAAGCCAGCAUUUUCAGAUGGGACACAAGCUUUGCAGGUACCUGAUGGGCCACUGAAAACACAAACACUGCCCAAUAUGAGAGCUGGGAACAGUUCACAAGCUAAAGCUCCUGCAGGUCCUGUGGUCCCCAAUGCAAAACCUUCCCCAUCUGCUCCUGACUGGAGUAGUUCAAAUACAGACAAUCAUAUUAAUCAAGGAUCAGCCUUGACUUCAGGAAAAGGAAUUGUGACAAGUGAAGGACAAGCUGAAGGAGAAGCUCUUUUACGAGACAGAGAGAAGAAGGUGCGUCCCUUCUCCAUGUUUGACUCUGUGGAGCAGUCUGCUGGGCUGGGCACUCUGAGGAAGAACCAGAGCAGUGAGGAUCUCCUGCGGGAGGCACAGACAACCAAUAAAAAUGUAACCAAGGUGCCACCACCUGUCCCCACUAAACCAAAACAGAUCAACUUGCCUUACUUUGGUCAAGCCAGUCACCUUCAACCUGCUGAUACAAAGCUGGAUGGAAACCUUCAGAAGCUGCCUUUGGCUAUUGCAGCUGUGGGGAACAAGCAAAAACCAGUGGCACAGCAGCCUUCUCAUCCUUCUCAGCAGAUACAGCAAAGAAUUUCAGUACCUCCUGCAGGUUCUUCCUCUAGCCAGGAUCAAAUUCUUCCUUCCUCCAAACAGGAGAGUCCCCCAGCAGCAGCUGUGAGACCUUUUACUCCUCAGCCAUCCAAAGAGACUUCACUGCCACCAUUUCGAAAGCCUCAGACUGUGGCUGCAAGUUCCAUUUAUAGCAUGUACACCCAACAGCAGACUCCUGGGAAGAACUUCCAGCAGGCAGUGCAGAGUGCUUUGACGAGGGCACAGACCAGAGGACCACACUUCCCAAGUGUGUACGGCAAGCCCGUGAUGGCAGGAGCUGGCGUGCAGAACCAGCUGCCGCAGACAGAGAACAUCUACUCCAACCUCCAGGGCAAGCCAGGCAGCCCAGAGCCCGAGAUGGAAACAGCAGCCUCUGCUCAGGAGAACCACGAAGCAGAGAGGAUCCCCCGUCCCCUGAGCCCCACCAAGCUGCUGCCCUUCCUGUCCAACCCCUACCGCAACCAGAGCGACGCCGACCUGGAGGCGCUGCGCAAGAAGCUGUCCAACGCGCCCCGGCCGCUGAAGAAGCGCAGCUCUAUCACUGAGCCAGAGGGGCCCAACGGCCCCAACAUCCAGAAGCUGCUCUAUCAGAGGACCACGCUGGCUGCCAUGGAGACUAUCUCAGCUCCCUCGCAUCCCUCCAAACAGACGGCGUCAGCUGCCAGUCCUGAAAGCCCGGUGGAGAUCCCAAAUCCCUAUCUAAGCACGGAGGCAGAAAAAGAAACGGCUGCGUCCAUGCCAGAAGCUGCUAUUGCUGAGGAGACAGAAAGCACAGCAGCAGAGCAGAGUGAAGCUGCUCUUCCCCCUGUACCUUUGGACCCUGUACCUGAAGCUGUGUCAGACAGCGAUGAACUCACGCAGCCCAAACCAGAAGAGCCAAACCUGGAAGCUCCACUGCCCCUGGAGGUGUACAUGGAAGAAUAUCCUCCAUACCCACCACCUCCCUAUCCAUCAGGGGAACCAGAAAGUUUGGGAGAGGACUCCUUCAGUAUGAGGCCUCCUGAAGUUACUGGACAGUUUUCCUUGCCUCCUGGGAAGAGGACAAACUUGCGUAAGACUGGCUCCGAAAGGAUUGGCCAUGGAAUGAGAGUGAAAUUCAAUCCCUUGGCGCUGCUUCUGGAUUCAUCUUUGGAGGGGGAGUUUGACCUCGUGCAGAGAAUAAUUUAUGAGGUGGAAGAUCCUAGCAUGCCCAAUGAUGAAGGAAUUACUGCUCUGCACAACGCUGUGUGUGCCGGGCACACGGAAAUCGUGAAGUUCCUGGUGCAGUUUGGGGUGAACGUGAACGCUGCAGACAGCGAUGGAUGGACCCCUCUGCACUGUGCAGCAUCCUGCAAUAACGUGCAGGUGUGCAAGUUCCUGGUGGAGUCGGGGGCAGCUGUGUUUGCCAUGACCUACAGCGACAUGCAGACAGCUGCGGACAAGUGCGAGGAGAUGGAGGAGGGCUACACACAGUGCUCCCAGUUCCUGUAUGGAGUGCAGGAGAAGAUGGGCAUCAUGAACAAAGGAGUGAUUUAUGGGCUGUGGGAUUACGAGGCUCAGAACGACGACGAGCUGUCCAUGAAGGAAGGAGACUGCAUGACGAUCCUGCGCCGUGAGGAUGAGGAGGAGAUCGAGUGGUGGUGGGCACGGCUCAAUGACAAGGAAGGCUAUGUGCCCAGAAACCUGCUAGGGCUGUAUCCAAGGAUUAAACCUAGACAAAGAAGCUUGGCAUGAAAUAGCACAGAAGCCAGAUUCUUGAAGUACUAAUCACGGAUAACUUACAGAAAAAAAUGUCCAUUUUGUGUUGGUUCCAAUAUCAUGAGACUUAUUUCAAUGACAAUGGUAUUUGAAAGCUAUGAAAAAUGUGCUUUGAAAACAAAUGAAGGAUUGAUGCAUUAGCAAAUGGAUGAGGGCAUUGUACAAGAUGAAAUAAUGCUUACAAGCAAAUGAAAUUCUGCUGCCUUUGGUCGAAUCAAGCCAUUAUGUUCAAGUACCCACCCAGCUGUCUUCAAACAUGGCAGAAGAGAGUUUCACUUCUUUUCUGCAUUAAAUACAAGGACCUUUUGAAAUUGCCAUUGAAGGAAUCAUCAUGAAACAGACAACUUGGCUUUGUCCAAAUUUAUCCCGAGGCUUUUUCCAGAUGGGAGAAAUUGAAGUAUGUGCACAGCACCCAACUGCUUAUUGCUGGAAGCAGAAUGUUUGUUAAAAGGAGCUAAAAAAACUGAAGUGCAUCUGAAGAGUGACAACCACAUGACCAAUCCAUUAAGCAAUAACUUAAAAAAGCUGUAGCAUCUUAGAAAUUCUAUGUAUUCAAAAUAUCAUGUGCUGUAACAGAAAUGUAGUUUUAGAUUCCUAUUUUACAAAGAGCCUCAUGUAUUUAUUGUAUUUUGUACUUUAAAGACUAAGUGUAGAAACUUUCUGUAGUCUUUGACAAUGUACUUGUUUUUACUCUACUUGUUUACUCCACCAUUAAACUUUUGUCUCCUCUUAAGCUUUAA
Molecule: messenger RNA, 6188 nt
Organism: Motacilla alba alba
Lineage: Eukaryota; Metazoa; Chordata; Aves; Passeriformes; Motacillidae
Gene: TP53BP2
Product: tumor protein p53 binding protein 2
Exons: 18
Coding region: 2002-5424 (1140 amino acids)
Biological process (GO): signal transduction; regulation of apoptotic process
Cellular component (GO): nucleus
Molecular function (GO): p53 binding
Source: RefSeq, a predicted model, not a curated record